Molecule: messenger RNA, 1547 nt
Organism: Spinacia oleracea (spinach)
Lineage: Eukaryota; Viridiplantae; Streptophyta; Magnoliopsida; Caryophyllales; Amaranthaceae
Product: protein DUF642 L-GALACTONO-1,4-LACTONE-RESPONSIVE GENE 2
Exons: 3
Coding region: 81-1211 (376 amino acids)
Source: RefSeq, a predicted model, not a curated record
CACCCCUUGUUUGAUUCUCACACACUCAGCUUCAAUUUCUCUCUUUCUGCAAUUCCACAUCUUUCUUUUUUUCUUACAAAAUGUUGAAGCUCAAUGGGCUUGUGGUGCUACUUUUAGCCUCUAGCUUUUGUGUUACAUUUGGAGGAUUACUCCCAAACGGAAACUUCGAGGAAAAGCCAAGCCCAACACAACUCAGUGGAACAAGAGUAGAAGGCAAAUAUGCAAUCCCAAAAUGGGUAACAUCAGGAUUUGUAGAGUACAUAACAUCAGGCUCAAAACAACAAGACAUGGUCUUAAUAGUACCAGAGGGCAAACAUGCUGUAAGAUUAGGCAGUAAUGCUUCAAUUAAGCAAAAAGUGUCUGCUCAAAAGGGUAAAUUCUAUGCCUUAACUUUCAGUUUUGGAAGGACUUGUUCACAAGAAGAGGUCCUUAAUGUUACGGUGACCCCUAGUUCUAAGGGUCAUUCUGGGAUAUUGCCCUUACAAACUGUGUACUCGAGUGUUGGGUUCGAUUCCUAUGCUUGGGGUUUUCGUGCUGAGGCCGAUGUCGUUGAAAUUAUUCUCCAUAACCCGGGUCAUCCUGGUGAAGAUCCUGCUUGUGGACCUCUUAUUGAUACUAUUGCUCUUACUAUUUUGGACUCGGUCAAGCCUACUGGAGGAAACUUGGUAAAGAAUGGAGAUUUUGGAGAAGGGCCCUAUGUAUUCCAUAGUUCAUCAUGGGGUGUCCUAAUCCCUCCAAACGUUGAAGACAGUCACUCCCCCUUACCAGCUUGGAGGGUCGAAUCCCUUAAAGCCGUCAAAUACAUCGAUUCCCUCCAUUUCUUCGUCCCCGAAGGCCAACGAGCCGUCGAGCUCGUUGGCGGAAAAGAAAGUGUCAUAGCCCAAACCAUUAGGACUCAACCAGGUAGGUUAUAUGCACUUACUUUCAUGGUUGGUGAUGGCAAAAACGGGUGUGUUGGUUCACUGGCGGUUGAGGCUUUCGCUGCAACAUCAACCACUAGGGUUACAUAUAACUCUAAGGGUCAAGGUGGGUUUAUUAGAGGUAAACUCGUGUUUAAGGCCGAUAAGGGUACAACGGUAAUUAGAUUUUUGAGCUCGUUUUAUACUAUGACUAUUGAUGGGUCUAUGUGUGGUCCUGUUAUUGAUGAUGUUAAAGUUCUUCAUGCUCGUUCGUACCGUAGUUCUUCACCAAAGGAAGUUAUAAGGGUGUAAUAGAAUUCAAGGGUUUUUUGUGUCUACAGCUGACAGCAGUGACUAAAUUUGUGCGGCAAUUAAGGGUAAAAGGGCGCGUUGGCCAAGGGUAUGUUUUAAUAGGAGUGAGCCUUGAAUUGGUGAAUUGUAACUAGUAAUGCAAUAAUAAUAAUAGUAGUACUUAAUGAAGUAGCAGUAAUAUUUGAUAAGUUAUCAAACCCCAUCUAGGAGGUUUUUCAAGGUUUCUAGAUGUUUUAUAUUAUAUUGGUAUGGGAUUUCAUCAAGUGUAUGUUUCUUAUUGAUGUAUCAAUUUAUUCAUUUGUUGUUCAUAAGGUUCAAAGAUCGAACCAUCAAAAA